Helobdella robusta is the source of this 1659-nucleotide messenger RNA. RefSeq lists its product as hypothetical. Gene Ontology annotation, cellular component: membrane. Lineage: Eukaryota; Metazoa; Annelida; Clitellata; Rhynchobdellida; Glossiphoniidae. The record is from RefSeq and is a predicted model, not a curated record. Bases 1 to 1659 code for a protein of 552 amino acids. The transcript is spliced from 4 exons.
AUGUUCCACCCCACAAUAUCGGAAGGGGCAAGGGUGGCCCUUAGUAAACUGCUGAUUGGUGUCAACGCGUUGUGCUUCGUUGUCGGUUUCAUGUUCUGUAGAAUCGGUCUGAAGAUCCGACCGAUAAUCACCGACUUUAUGAAAUUAUUUCAGAACAACUUUUUCGACCAGUUAUCUAUCCUGAUGCUGGUUUGCGGUUGCACGCUGAUCGUCGGCAGUGUCGUCUGUGUCUAUUUCUAUCUCUGUGCCAUUGUCGUUAACCAGGCCGGCAUGAUAGAGGCGAUGAAGUUGUACAAAUCCAACCCCGAGUACAAGCAGGCCAUAGACAGGGUCCAGAUUGAAUAUUCCUGCUGCGGCAGUGACAAGUACUCCGAUUGGUUUCAGGUAGCAUGGAUAUCAGAUGAAUUUGUAGAUGCGGAACUAACCGAAGUUAAAGAGCAUUUGAAGACAGGGGUGUACCUAGCCGACGAUGCCCCCUUCAGUUGCUGUGACCCCAUGUCUCCGCGACCCUGCAUCAAUCGGCAUGUACAUGACAACGAUGUCCAUCCGUCCUACGACUUCCUCAACGAUAUUACUCUCUACAAGACGGGAUGCAAAUUGGCCCUAGAGGUGUUCAUAGAAGUGAAAUGUUUCUACCCGUUGAUAGUGGCUUUCACGUCUUUCCUCAUCUUCUACCAGCUGAACUUCGUGUUGGCCUCCUUCCUAGACACGUCCAUCACGUUAGCCAUACGAUCAGGUGACCCAAGAGUGACCACGAUUGGAUUUUGUUGCACGUGUUGCAGCAACAUCACUCACUUCUCGACUGCUGUGGCCGCCUGUCCAACACCUUCCUCUGUGAAGGCUGACUCGUGCAAUCCUUUCUACCGACCAAGCCAGUUCGCCAUCGAACAGUCUGGGACGUUCGACGUGAUGAACAGGGGAAGGAAUGCUGGGUCGUCACAACUCUGGGUCGUUGUCGAGAAUGAAAGUUCGUCCGGUUUCUCAAACGUGGACGCCGAAAGUCUUAAGGCGAUCGAUCGACCGAAUGUUAAAUAUGACGCCAACAAAAAUGCAGGAAAUUCACGUUAUGCAUUAAAUGCUCUUUGCAGUGGCGAGAAGGAUGAAUUGGAAGCAUCUCUUUCAAAAACUUCUGAAGACAUUUGUUCAGGUGGCUCUAAGUUCAGUGCAAGAUUCAUUAAAUCAAAUCUCAGUGCGAUCGUUAAGAAGGUUUCUGACCUAUCGGUGAAAUUGAAACAGCGAUACUUGGGAACCGAUGGAGAUGCCAGCGAGGAAUGCAGGCACUUGAUGGCAAAUAAUUCCUCAGAAGAUGAAGACAACGAGAACCUGAACCACUACGCUAAUCAAAGCGAUUCAGACAAUACUUUCGACGAGACUGCUCAAAAUUCAUCAACAACUUCCUCCAAAUCACUCAACAAAAACAAUUCCUCAUUGAAAAAUAAAAACCCUUCCACACGGAACAACAACAACUCCAAAGGCACAGCCAACAAGACCCAUACUUCAGCCGAAACAUCCAGUGUCAGUCAAACCAGGAGUGAAUUGGUGGGUCGAAAGAAAAUAUUGACCCAACUCUUGCUGGACGCUAACACUGAUCCAAUGUUUCCAUCUGACGCUGAUUCUAAUGAAGUCAAGUCCAUGCCCAAGCUUCAAGGAAUGUAUUGA